Messenger RNA from Scomber scombrus (Atlantic mackerel), 939 nucleotides. Its product is annotated as gap junction delta-2 protein-like. The record is from RefSeq and is a predicted model, not a curated record. Gene Ontology annotation, cellular component: connexin complex. The transcript has 2 exons. Gene Ontology annotation, biological process: cell communication. Bases 1 to 939 code for a protein of 312 amino acids. NCBI's taxonomy places the organism in Eukaryota, Metazoa, Chordata, Actinopteri, Scombriformes, Scombridae.
AUGGGAGAAUGGACCAUUUUGGAGAGGCUGCUGGAGGCAGCAGUCCAGCAGCACUCUACCAUGAUUGGGAGGAUCCUGCUGACAGUGGUGGUGAUUUUCCGUAUCCUGAUAGUAGGCAUAGUGGGAGAGAAGGUGUAUGAGGAUGAGCAAAUCAUGUUCAUCUGUAACACCAUGCAGCCUGGCUGCAACCAAGCCUGUUAUGACAAGGCCUUCCCAAUCUCGCACAUCCGCUACUGGGUCUUUCAGAUCAUCUUGGUGUGCACACCCAGCCUGUGCUUCAUCACGUAUUCUGUUCAUCAGUCUGCUAAAGCACGCGACCGAAGCUACUCCCUCCUGCAUCCUUACAUGGAUCACCAUGGCCAUGGUGGUCAUCACGGUCGCCAUCACGACCAUCACGCCCGCAAGCUUCACUCUCGCAACAUCAACGGCAUCCUGGUGCACCCUGACAGCAGUAAGGAAGACCACGACUGCCUGGAAGUCAAGGAGAUCCCCAACGGACCCCGGGGACUUCCUCAAACACACAAGAGUUCUAAAGUGCGUCGGCAGGAAGGAAUCUCCCGUUUCUACGUCAUCCAGGUUGUGUUCCGCAAUGCGCUGGAGAUCGGCUUCUUGGCCGGCCAGUACUUCCUGUAUGGCUUCAAUGUGCCAGGAAUGUUUGAGUGUGAUCGUUACCCGUGCGUGAAGGAGGUGGAGUGUUAUGUGUCUCGUCCUACAGAAAAGACCGUGUUUCUGGUCUUUAUGUUUGCAGUGAGCGGCAUAUGUGUGCUGCUCAACCUGGCUGAGCUCAACCACCUUGGCUGGAGGAAGAUAAAGACGGCCAUGCGAGGGGUGCAGGCCCGAAGGAAGUCCAUCUGUGAAGUACGCAAGAAGGAUGUUUCACACCUGUCCCAGGCCCCAAACCUGGGCAGAACCCAGUCUAGUGAGUCAGCCUAUGUCUGA